This is a messenger RNA of Parastagonospora nodorum SN15, 1206 nucleotides long. RefSeq lists its product as hypothetical. The record is from RefSeq and is a predicted model, not a curated record. The transcript has 3 exons. Gene Ontology annotation, molecular function: DNA-binding transcription factor activity. Lineage: Eukaryota; Fungi; Ascomycota; Dothideomycetes; Pleosporales; Phaeosphaeriaceae. Bases 1 to 1206 code for a protein of 401 amino acids. Gene Ontology annotation, biological process: regulation of DNA-templated transcription.
AUGACGAGCUCGGAAUCGGAAGAGCAGGUGCCGUCGAGGAAGAGAUCGAGGACGAGUGAUGAUGGCGGGAAGGAGGGGAAGAAGGCGAGGGGGAGGCCGAGAGUUGAACCUCAGGAUGCGACUGCUGCGGAUAGACGAAGGACGCAAAUUCGCCUGGCGCAAAGAGCGUACCGCCUGAGGAAAGAAACGACGAUCUCAUCACUAAAAUCUCAGAGCACGCAGCUUCAUUUGAUCAUCGAUCAGAUGAGCAAGACGUUCCUGCGGCUGAAAGAUGCAACACUCAAGGCGGGCUUGCUGCAGCUAAGCUCAAGCCUGACGAGUGAAUUUAAGGAUGCUACCGAGGCGUUCACAAAUCUAGCGCAGACUGCUAGUGAAAUCGAAGCUGGCGAGGAUGAAAUCGGUGAUGGUGCCGAGCAGGCUGAACCAACUCGAAUUGCGCAACGAGCGCAGGCUGAUAUCUCGCGACCUGCCGAAGUACGAGACAUCGGAUGGGGUUAUUCCACUACACCGGAUAAAAGCACUCAGCAUACACAGACGCAGACACCGCCCGAGAACUACUUCCAGAACGUCGGUGGAACACUUCCACAAGCACAGACUAGUAGCCUUGUACCACGACGACAAUUCACGGUUGGAGAGAUCUGGGAUCAAUCCAGAAAUUCGACUCUACACUAUCAACCCACAACCAUAACCUCGCAGUCAACUAAUGAACUUCCGUUUGGCAUGGUCAAUAUGAUACACGACGAGGACUCAUAUUCACCAGACCCUCAAAUUUACCCCAUCAGAAUUCCAACGCCUGACGUAACACCGCCCAUGACCCGCUUCUCAACACCACUUAUCCAAAUGCCUUCUCUGAGCAAAAAGACCAUUGCCUCUAUCUUCACCUACAGCCACGACGAAACAACCUUAGCCCGACGCCUCACACGCGCCACUUUAGAAAAGGGUUUCCAUGUUCUCAGCAACAGCUCUGUCCCGCCUCACGCCCUGGAACACAUCUUCAAGCUUUCUCUAUCCUACCUCUCGCUCGAACAACUACAUGCACGCUUCAAAGCGAUGCUAGCCCGUAGCGUCAACGAUGAUCUCGAUUUCUGGGAAACACCUUUCAUUCAUCUAGGUGGCGCGGGGACACAUUAUCCCCGCAAAGACGCCAACGGGCAAUGUCAUGCCCCUGAAGAACACCUGGUCGAUACGGCAGAUUGGGCCACUUGA